ACUAGCUAGGGUUUCUUUCACUCACAAAAUUCCCGAUUCAAAUUUCAUCCCUUUUUUCAAUCAAUCAACAAGAAACCUCUUCACCAUCUUUCUCUAUAAUCGCUUAAUUCUUAUUGAUAUUUUCGAUCAAAAAAUGUCUAACAAUGUCGCUGGAGUUGACAACACAUUCAGAAGAAAAUUUGAUCCUGAAGAGUAUCGUGAACUUGCUCGGGAGCGUGAGAGGAAGGAAGAACCUAAAGGUCAUGUGCAGAGGAAACCCUUGAAACAUAGGGAUUAUGAAGUAAACCUUACAUCUUCCUUAGGAAAGACUCAGGUUGUGACGCCGGUUGCACCACUAAGCCAACAGGCUGGAUAUUACUGCCGAGUUUGUGAGUGUGUGGUGAAGGACUCUGCAAACUACUUGGAUCAUAUUAAUGGAAAAAAACAUCAAAGAAUGCUGGGCAUGUCUAUGCGAGCUGAACGUUCUUCUCUCAAACAGGUUCAGGAACGUUUUCAAGUUCUUAAGAAACGUAAAGACAUUGGAGCCUUUACAGAGAAAGAUUUUGAUGACAGGGUCUUAAAACACCAAGAAGAAGAGGAAGAAAGAAAGCGACUGCGUCGGGAAAAGAAAAAAGAAAAGAAGAAGGAAGCUGUAGAAGAACCUGAAAUGGAUCCUGAUGUUGCUGCCUUGAUGGGGUUUGGUGGUUUCCGCUCAUCUAACAAAAAGUGAUAUGCUUCUACAUGUAGGAUGAGCUGUGUGUGAAAUUUUGAGCAAUGUUCUGCAAUAUUAGACAGAAUUUUGUAGCUAACAGUUUGGUUCUUGGUGGCUUAAGGAUGAACCUAUGGUCAAAAGAUAUAUAGUUGGGAUCAAACAGUAGUUGCAAGCUGGUCCAUAGAUAAAUAUCCAUUCCUAAGAUUCAGUUUGGUUUGGUUAUUGUACAUUACUUCUGUUAGCUAACAUGAUGUAUCAUAUGAACUUGAAACAUGUAUUCUCUACCAUUGUUAAUGUGGGGAGUGUUUGUUGAAUCAAAGAAUCCUUGGACGAGAA
Molecule: messenger RNA, 1027 nt
Organism: Trifolium pratense (red clover)
Lineage: Eukaryota; Viridiplantae; Streptophyta; Magnoliopsida; Fabales; Fabaceae
Product: zinc finger matrin-type protein 2
Exons: 9
Coding region: 134-709 (191 amino acids)
Biological process (GO): mRNA splicing, via spliceosome
Cellular component (GO): U4/U6 x U5 tri-snRNP complex; spliceosomal complex
Molecular function (GO): nucleic acid binding; zinc ion binding
Source: RefSeq, a predicted model, not a curated record